Acanthopagrus latus (yellowfin seabream) is the source of this 7014-nucleotide messenger RNA. It is a transcript of the gene syne3, whose product is annotated as spectrin repeat containing, nuclear envelope family member 3. The record is from RefSeq and is a predicted model, not a curated record. The transcript is spliced from 18 exons. Bases 174 to 3635 code for a protein of 1153 amino acids. Gene Ontology annotation, cellular component: nuclear outer membrane; cytoplasm; meiotic nuclear membrane microtubule tethering complex. Gene Ontology annotation, molecular function: actin filament binding. Lineage: Eukaryota; Metazoa; Chordata; Actinopteri; Spariformes; Sparidae. Gene Ontology annotation, biological process: nuclear migration.
ACAGGGAGUCAGUGAACGCCGCAUGACGGCGGCCUCAGCUCAACUUCCUGCCUGCCGUAAGUUGACAGUAGACAAACCCAGCAGGACUGGACGGGACGGGACGGGAAGGGACGGCGUUCACACUGACGGCGGCGCCUCACACCUGAUGAACAAAAAGCUGCCCAGCACUGGUCAUGACACAGCAGGAGCAACAGGAGUUCACGGAGAGCCUGGAGGUGGCCCUCUCCUGGAUGCGUGCCAUUCAGGACAGGCUGAGGGCCAACGACAACACCCAGGGGCCCCGUGAUGCCCUCGAGGCUCGGCUCAAAGAAACAGAGAAGAUCCAUCAGUCGGAGCAUGAGGGCCGCGUGAAGAUGGACAUGGCACUGGUGGCUGCAGAGAACCUUUUGCAUAGCGGCGAUGAGGAGCUCAGGAUCCACACCCACACUAAACUCAAAGAACUGAAGACCCUGUGGGAGGAGACCUGCACCUAUAUCAUCCACUGUCACAGUCGGAUCGAGUGGGUGUGGCUCCACUGGAGCGAGUACCUGAAGGCCUAUGAGGAGUUUGAGCAGUGGCUGACCAGGCAGCAGCGCAGUCUGGACGUCAGGGUGGAGCUUCAGCUGGGGGUGAAGGAGAAGCUUUGGCAGGUGGACCAGCAGAGGGUGGUGGCGAGCGACAUCCACAGCCAGGCCACGCUGCUGGAGAGGCUGCUGGACGAGGCCGCUGCACUGCACAACAGAACCCAGGACCCCAGUGUGGAUCCCCAGGCCCAGGAGAGGCUGCAGGAGGCCUACAACAAUGUCCGAGACAGAGCUGAGGAGCGCCUGUCGCUGCUUCAGAAGAUUGCUGAGGAGCACCAGACAUACCAAGGCUGCGUUCAGAGGUUCCAAUCCUGGCUGCUGUCAAAAACCAAGGAGCUAACUGAUCUGAUGGAGAGGGAGGAUACAGCCGAGAACAAGCUCAAAGCCCUACAAGCUCUGGAUGACUGCGUGGCCAGUGAGGAGAAGACGCUGCAGCAUAUUGAGGGCGUGGCGGAGGCGGUGAGGGGCAACACCUCGCCUGCUGGGGCGGACAUGGUGGUGGAGGAGGCCGAGGAGUUGAGACUUGGCUGGCAGAGGCUGAGGCAGGGCUUUUGUGAGGCUGACGAGGGCCUGCGUUCCAGCCUGGACUCCCACAGUCAGUACAUGGCCAGGUGUCAGCGGCUGGGAGAAGACAUCAGCCGGCUCAGGCUGUUAAUGCAGGGGCUGGACCAGGACCUGGAGGAGAGCCGGGAGGCCGGGGACCGCACUGAUGGCACCGAAGAGCAGAUGGUGGGCCAGUACAAUAAAUACAUGGGUGUGAGGAACACUCUGGCAGGAGAGGAGUCCCAAGUGGAACUUCUCAAGGCUCAACUCAAAGAGCUCUUCAGGUUCUCAGAGGACUCGCGCCACCUUUCUGACGACGUCCUGGCUGUUGUCAAAGAACAUCAGAGUGUGAAAUGCAGAGCGACGAGGUUGUGUUCAGAGUCCGAGUCGGGGCUGAGACACGUCCUCCAGGACCCACUGCUGGUCUACGCUCAGUGGAGCCACAUGGUCUCUCAGGUUCUGGAGGCUUCUGCUGAGGUCACUGACUUCUCCCACAUCGCCAUGUUGGUCCAGAACAUAGAGCAUCUGCUGAAGAACAGUGUCCAGCUGCAGGAGCGUUUCAGUCAGCUGCAGGGGAAGGGAGACCUGCUGGACUCUGUGUUUGGCCCCGAGAGGUCCGAAUGUCUGCAGAAUGAGCUGAAUGCCGCCAUGAGGAACAGAGAGCUGCUGCACUCUCAGCUGCUGCAGAGGAAGAGCAGACUGCAGGGCUUAAUCUCCAGAACCAAGGACUUUGAUGACACCUAUGAGUUGAUCCGCUCCAAGCUGGCCAGUGUCCGGCACCGGCUGAUGGCAGCUGACGGCCCCCAGCCCGACAUCCUGGCUAAGAAAAGCCAGUCUGACCAGUUCAAGGUGAUCCAGAAGGACCUGCAAGACCUUGAGGCCCACAUCAUCGCACUGGAGACUCUGGUCUCAUCCAGUCAGAGCAACAGGACUCAGUUUGAGAGGCUGUAUGCUGACUGGAAACAACUGCACACAGCAGUGAAGGUGAAGGUGCAUGAGAGUGAGGAGAGCAUCGAUGACCACGAGAGCUUCCACGACAGUCUGCUGAACAUAGAGAAGUGGCUGAUGAUCAUGAAGCAGAAGCUGGAGUCCUUCCACAGCCCUGCAGGAAAGUGGAGCAUAGAGGGUCGGCAGCACGAAGCUGAGAGAGCACUGGGAGAGUUUCCAGAGAAGGAGCUUCAGCUGCAGCAGAUGGAGGUCCAGGGUCAGGGGGUUCUGGAGAAGACCUCAGCAGAGGGACAGGUCCACAUCGUGCGAGACAUGAAGCGCCUGCGUGAGUCCUGGCUGGCGCUGUACAACAUGAGUCUCAAUCUUCACAGGCUGCUGAACAGCUCCACAGAGCAAGAGUCUAACUUAUGGAGAGUUGGAGGCCUGUCUGUAGACAACACGUCCAUAACAGAGCUGAGUCUGAACGAGGGGGACAGUCAGGCCAGGACAGGGAGCUCCGGGAGCCAGAGAGGACAACAACAAGACAAGCCAGCAGAGGUGUAUGGAGCCUUGGCGAGUUGUGGGGCUGGGAGAGGAGGAGGCUCGGUGCUAGCAGGGGAGACGACGGGGCACGGUGGGUGGCUCCAGGGACAUGGCGAGGGUCACCUGAUGCUGGCUGGGCAUCUCAGUCCAUCAAGGACAGACAGAGACAGUGGGUCCUUUAAAGGAGAUGAAGUAGACUCCUCUGAUUGGAGCAUUCGCAGCAGAGCAGGCCAAAAGGUGUCCAAAGACUUGACCACUGAAGGAAGUCCUCACGGUGAUAAACAAACGGGGAGCGACAGCAGCGUCCUGGCUGGAGACAGAGGUGCAACAUCUUCAACCACAAAGUUCAGCUAUGGUGAAGAAAGAAGACUGAGCUCCAGAGAGGGUCACAUGGAGGCAGGAGAAGGCCUGAGUCCAGGAAGAGGUGGGGCAUUCAGAAGCGUGCUGUUCAGAAGAGACCAAGCCAAGACGUCACCAACAGCCCCAGUGGAACACACAAUGGGAGGCACAGGACAGCACACGCCCAGGAGGAGGGAGUUUGAGGCCUGGCUGUCCAAAGAGAAUGCACUCCUCUCAGGGAUCCUCAACACCAUGGGAGCAACACUCAGUGCCAAAGAAGUCAAGAUCCAACAGGACACACUCACGGGUCUGAGGGCAGGAGUGUGCUGGGGUCAGGAGCAGUUCCAGUUGUUGCUGGAGGAGAGUCGGGGCAGCGAGGAUGGUCCAGCACCUGCAGAGGAUGUGUCUCUAGAGGAGCUUCGCUACCGCUGGAUGCUCUACAAGUCCAAACUGAAGGACUUGGGAAACAUCAGGGCCAGGACCAAGAAGUUACACGUCAAACCAGAGGACCCAGCCAUCACAGCAAAGGUGCAGAAGAAGCCUGGAUUGUUGCAGCGGGUCUGUCGACUGGCUCUUCCUCUGUGGCUCCUCCUCCUCGCUCUGCUGCUGCUCGCCUUCCUGCUGCCUCUCAUGGAUGAAGGCAACAGCUGCUCGCUCUCCAACAACUUCGCCCGAUCCUUCAACGUCAUGCUUCGUUACGACGGACCUCCACCUACAUAGGGAUUCUUCGCUGGACCCUGGAUUAUGUAGGAAACAUUGACUUACUGUAGGAUCCCACAUCGCCUCACCCUGUUAUCAUGCAUGACUGUAACAGACCACAAACAGGACCAGAAGGCUGUGCAGCUUCAGAAACUGGCUAAAAGCUUUACUGCUUAAGGAAACAAUCAGUGACACACAUCUCCUACUUUAAAUCAUCUCUGGUAGGAAGCACCACAGUCUAUGAAGGAAAACCAAACCUAAAGCAGUACUACAAUAUGCAAACAACAAAUCUGUCAUUACCCUGAUGAUCUAUUCAUUCUGCUUCUACACACUGGGACUGCUGUGACUCAUGUCCUCACAUCCUGUGCAGCUCAGGGUGUUUUCACAUCAGGGACUCUGGCCCGGAUCUGAGUACACUUCACCCCAAAGUCCAGGUUUGUUUGAUUAGUGUGAACACAAGUGUUCCGAGUACAGUUCAUGUACGAACCGUACUCGAGUACACAUGAGCCGUACCUGAGUACGGUUUGCUUCAGGUGUGAAAGCAGCUGUACCAAAGUGUGGCAGUGGACUGCUGUGACUGUGUGUCGCAGACGAGUGCUUGUUCUUUUUGUAUGUUGGUGGAUGGCAAGCUCACUCACUGCACACACAAGUGUACUCGAGUGUGAAGAGGCAUUACCAAUGUGAAACUGACAAGCAGGAGAGAGGCAGAGAGGGGGGCAGUUGUACUCUAGCACGGUACCAAAGAAUCGUUCCUAAUGUGAAAAAAACCCUUAUAAAUCAUGUUAACUACGUCUUAAGUACUGAUCUCUCAUGCUGAAUCAACCAGACUCCAGUCCCAGGCUCUCUCUGAUGAUUUCAGAUUAUCAUAACGAGCCGAGCGAAGGUGUAAAAUCAUCUGUAAACCAAAGUCAUUGUUGUUGUUUUUCAGUGAUAUUUCUUCCUAUGGUCGUCUUCCCACAGUCAGGGUUAAGGAUGUGAAGAAUCAACUGUAGAGAAAUGCAACCUGACGUCACGUUGCUCUGGCCAGUCGUGAGCUAGCGAUCAGAUCAGCAUAGCUAUCAGUGCGAUGCUAGCAGCUAACAUGAUGUUUAUGUGCAGUUACUCAGUUUGUGCAGCAGUACUGAUGGGCCUCACAUCCUGGCUUCCUGGGUGAAGCUCUGUCACAGGAUGUCGGUGUGAUGUUGAAGUUUUGGUUUUUCACCUUGUAGCUUCCUGCAGAACAACAUUUCACACCUGAUCCUGGCAGUCUGCUCUAUCAGUCACUGAACAGGUUGUUCACACACGUGCUCCACUGGUUCAGUGACAAAACGCAUGAAGAAUCAUGAGCACUCGUCAGAAAGGUGUCUUUACUCUUACAAUGUUAUGACUGAUGGCGUUUCCACCCUCUCACCCUGAUCACUGCUCGUAGUUUGACACACAGAAAACAAAUCCACAGCUCUGAGUUCACAUUGAGACGGACAUCUUAAUGUCAUAGUUAUGCUUCUUCCCAGAACAAAUCAAAUCAGACAUGUAUUAGUGCGUGUCUUCAAAAUCUUCAAAAUCUUCCUUUUCUGUCGACUCUGUUGGGAGAAUGUUUCACGUGGUCCUGCGUGUGAGCAUAACAUUUUUAUACUUUUCCUUUUAUUGACACAGGGUUUCUCGGAUUUUCAUAGCUCAGGUCUGUUCCUGAGUCGGGAGUGUUGAAGCGGGUUCUGUUUGUACCGGUGGUGUUUAAUUGUAGUCGUCUCAUGAGAGCUGUUGAUUUAUAUUUCCUUUCUGGAGGUGCUAUUUUAGCUUAGACACCCUGUUCUGUCUUUUUCACAGCCUAAACCACCAGUGAAAACAAUUAGAGAGCCGUGCACCGUGGCCCCGACAGUUUCUUGGCCCACAGUGUGCUCUUGAUGCCAGCGCCUGAGCUGUAAACCUUGGCAAUCACUUGUUCUGCCCAAACCCAAAAUAACUUUAAAUAGUUUUUGGGUCCUGAAUUCUUUCUCUUUUCACACCACGCACAGCCCUAAAAAUACUCAAACACCUCCACAUACCCUCACACACUCAGUAACUUUGCCUUUUUUGGCUCAGUUCAUGUGCGUUAUUGACUUUAUCGUGUUUCUGUGGCAACAGUAAACAAAUUAAAUUAAUCUAUUACGUCAUCAGUCUGUUUUUACUGCGACUUCAAAAGCACUUCAGUGUGUUUCUAAUGCAGUGUUAACAUCAGCUUUUGUUGAGGAUGGAAAGAGGACGAGUGAAGACACCUGAGGGUUCAACAGGUGUCAUGAGCAUGGAACAUAUUUGUUUAUCCGCCUGAUUGGCUGGCCGGCUGUUAAAUCAUGAGCUCUGGUCAACGCCGGGCUCUGUGAGGUUCCUCCAAACAACAAUAAUGGACGAGGCAGAGAUGAAACAAACUGUCUUUACAUGUCAGACAUUUUUCAUAGGACAUAGAAUCCUCUUCACAACAACACGAUCAGUAAUAGAACCAAUGAAGUUAAUGUUGCACAUGCUUUCUUUAACAGCUCCACCAGUGUGUAUGACAAAAUUAUGUUGAUGAUCUCUUCUAAUGCUGUGGUUCUCCAACUCCGUCAUGUUCAGGGGCCCUACACAUUACGUUAGACCAUGGAGCCCUGCUGGACGAGGUUUGGUCCCAGUUCCCCUUCUGAAGAGUAUUUAGAUUUCCGAUGUGUUUAUAAGUGAAAGUCUAUGAAACUCAUGACCAGACCAAGUGUGUUACUGAUGGAUGGACUCUACUUUAACAUCCACUGUUCUAAUGUGUAAAUAUGCUACAUGUAGCAUCACAUGACGGAACAAAGGACAUACAGUUAUCGUUGCCUUAAAGCUUUAUGUAUAGCAUCCAGUUAGUGAGCUGUACUCAGUGCCAUAACCACAUGUAUGUAGUCAGUAUGUAGCUUUGUAAGCACUCUCAGCCAAUGUACUGUAACAGUUAUAUAACCAGUUAAAUACGAGGUCUAGUGCUGUCCUGUGUGUUCAUGAGUCGAUGAUAAGGAUCUGUGUUUCCGCUGCUUGUUGCACUACUCUUCUAUUAUGCAUGUGUCCCUUUAGAGAAGCCUAUGCAACGCCUGGCUCAAAUCCUGCAUUAUUGUGUUUCCACUGAUACUAUAUGCAACAUAUAAAACGACUUGAAUCUCCUGAGCACAACUGGUUCUUUAGAUACAGUGUGUGUGACAACAAAGAAGAGAUGCUGUCACAGGAACAAUUUGAGUACAGUUGUUAUGCAAAACUGUCCUAAAUGCCAGUGUGCUUCAGAUCGAGGUAUUCAUUAUGAGAAGUGAGCUUGUUUUUGUAAGAGGAUACAGUUCUAUUUUAAUAACUGUGUGAAAGACUAGAAUGCUUUAUGUUAUUCAAGAGAGCUCGUAUUUAACCAAUGUUUUUUUUUUAUUCUGAUCAAAUAAAAAUGAAAAGAAAUCUG